Gadus macrocephalus (Pacific cod) is the source of this 8614-nucleotide messenger RNA. RefSeq names its product homeodomain-interacting protein kinase 3-like. Gene Ontology annotation, molecular function: protein tyrosine kinase activity; protein serine/threonine kinase activity; ATP binding. Gene Ontology annotation, cellular component: PML body; nucleus; cytoplasm. Gene Ontology annotation, biological process: peptidyl-threonine phosphorylation; peptidyl-serine phosphorylation. The transcript has 18 exons. The record is from RefSeq and is a predicted model, not a curated record. The coding region runs from base 371 to 4477 and encodes 1368 amino acids. NCBI's taxonomy places the organism in Eukaryota, Metazoa, Chordata, Actinopteri, Gadiformes, Gadidae.
CCACACAUGCGAAGAAGCCACAAGCAGAGAGCCAACCAGGCCAGCAACAGCUCCACAGCUACGCUUGCAGAGGCGUAUUGACAUGCAAAAGUUUCGAAACAUCGAUUUCUUGACCUAAGUUACGACGAGAGACAUUGUUUGUUAAGCCGAAACCCAUGGACAGGCCUCGGGUGAUGGAUGGAUUAUUUAAUAGGUACUUAUUUGCUAUAUUUUAAGCUUUAAAUGUAACGACUCGCACCGUCUGGUCUCUUCUCGUUGGUGAACAAGAUGGCAGCAGAAGCGUUGCAGGGUUUGGCUGUGGUGUGGAACCUCGCCGCUAGCAUGGUGGCUGACGCUUUGGCUCAUACUACACUAAAUUUUUAUUAAAGGGAUGGCCUCAAAGGUGUUACUCAAGCCAUCACACCUGUACCCAGCUCAAACAAGUGCCUUAGGAACCAGCAGCAGUGGUACCAGCAGUCACACGGCAAGUCGAUUCCACAGUAGCGUCGACCCGAGCAGAGCCUUUCACCAGCGGCCCCAGACCAAAACCUACGUCAUCGGAGUCAACUACGGCAUCGCCUACCCCAACAACGUGGAGCCCGACUGCGGCCGGACCGACCCGCUGAGGCCCUUCAGAGCUGAGCAGGCGCUAGAGGAAGACCUCUCCGGGGCACUCGUCCAGGGGACUGCGCGUCAGAGUCGGGGCCCACCAGAGGCGAGGAGCUUUGGGGACGGCGGUGAACGUCCGGCUGAGCUAGAGGGAGGCAGAAGCCCCGACCGUGGCCCACAUCCUGGGGCCUGUGUGGGAGCGGAGCAGCAGCAGCGGAAACGCGGCGAGCGUCGGACUCAGGCGAGAGCCGUAGACGUCCCGCGCCCGGGCGCCGACCAGAGAUGUGAGUGGAGGACGGGCCAAGGCGGACAGCGACCGCGGGAACACGGUGGCGGAGUGAUGCAGAUAGUCGAGGACGUCUCUACACUGCCUCCCCCUGCCCCCGCCGUAGCCAUGUUGCAAACCAGUAACCCGGGGAGUAACCCGGGGCCCGGCCCGGUCAGAGCGGGGCCGGCCCAGCACAGCGGACCAGGGGCUGCGCCCGUGGCCAGGCCCGCCGUGAUCGGCGGCGCGGAGGCCACGCAGGACGGCGGGGCCCGGGGCCUGGAGGUGGCGGCGGGCGCCACCGUCACCAGCAUGGGCUCCGUGGACGGGGACUACCAGCUGGUCCAGCACGAGGUCCUGUGCUCGGCCAAGAACAGCUACGAGGUGCUGGAGUUCCUCGGCCGGGGGACGUUCGGGCAGGUGGUGAAGUGCUGGAAGAGGGGCACCAACGACGUGGUGGCCGUGAAGAUCCUGAAGAACCACCCGUCCUACGCGCGCCAGGGUCAGAUUGAGGUUGGGAUCCUGUCCCGUCUGAGUAACGAGAACGCCGACGAGCACAAUGUGGUGCGGGCCCUGGAGUGUUUCCAGCACCUCAGCCACACCUGCCUGGUGUUUGAGAUGCUGGAACAGAACCUCUACGACUUCCUCAAGCAGAACAAAUUCAACCCCCUGCCGCUCAAGAUCAUCAGGCCCAUUCUGCAGCAGGUCGCCACUGCAUUGAAGAAGUUGAAGUGUUUGGGUCUGAUCCACGCGGACCUGAAGCCUGAGAACAUCAUGCUGGUGGACCCGACCAGACAGCCCUACCGGGUCAAGGUUAUUGACUUUGGAUCAGCCAGCCACGUCUCCAAGGCAGUCUGCUCCACCUACCUGCAGUCCCGAUACUACAGAGCUCCGGAGAUAAUCCUGGGACUUCCGUUCUCCGAGGCCAUAGACAUGUGGUCCUUGGGCUGUGUGAUGGCUGAGCUCUUUCUGGGUUGGCCUCUCUACCCUGGAGCCCUGGAGUACGACCAGGUCCGGUACAUCUCCCAGACCCAGGGGGUGCCUGGAGAGCAUCUGCUCAACAAGGGAACCAAGACAUCUCGAUUUUUCCGGAAAGAAUCGGACUCUCCCUACGCCACCUGGCGACUGAAGACCACAGAUGAGCAUGAGAAAGAGACGGGUUUGAAGUCCAAGGAGGCCAGGAAGUACAUCUUCAGCUGCAUUGACGAUAUUGCCCACGUGAACUUGGUGAUGAGCCCUGACCCCAGCGACAUGCACGUGGAGAAGGCGGACCGCCGGGAGUUUGUGUCUCUGCUGAAGACGAUGCUGCUGGUCGACGCCGAGGGCAGGACGGUUCCCUCGGACGCGCUCAGCCACCCCUUCCUCGCCAUGACCCACAUGCUGGACUACCCCCACAGUAACCACGUGCAGUCGUGUUUCCACAUCAUGGACAUGUGCCACAGUCGCCCCGGCAACACUGUUUUCGACGCGCUCAACCACAACACAGAUCCGUUCUCCAGAACAGCCCUGGCAGCCCCCAACUCCAACCUCACCACCGGCCUCCCCCUGGCCUACAAGAAGAUGCCAGUGCACCCUCAGGUGAUGAACCAGCCGGCUCCGCCCGUCUUGCACCCGGGAAUACCCCUGCCAACCGGGAACCAGUUCGGAUGCAGCGACUCCUUCCCCCCGGCUCUCAUCCUCUGCCCUCCCAGCAUGCAAGGUAAUCUUAAUCAGCCUGGAUACUCGGUUUCCAUGGUGAAUCAAGCCCCUCCCAUUCAACCUCUACCAAUGCGACCGGGGAUAAUGACGCAGCCGGCCUGGUCCACUAGAGGCCAGCAGCUCCUGGUCCCGGCGGCCUGGCAGCAGAUGACCCCCGUGGGGCCUCCGCCCUCGCACCCGCCGCCUCCCCCCUCCUCCCUAACCAACGAGUGCGGGCUGCCUCAGCAGCGGAUCGGCGACUGGGGGAAUGUUCAUCCCCACGGCAACCAUUACAACACUGUGAUGCAGCAGCAUCUCCUGGCCAAUCAGCUGCCAGCUCUGUCUGCUGCCCAGCCAAUGAACAUUGGUGUGGCUCAUGUUGUGUGGCCCCAGACAGCCAAUAAAAGAAACAGGCACAGUUACAACAGGAAUGCACCCCAACCCAACAACAUGUACCAGAUAUCCAUGUGUCGGACGCCCAAGAUGGCCGACUUGGUCAGACACGCGGUGGCCAAAAGGGAUCCGCCCCAGAGGACAGGGCCUCCGCGGCAAAGCAGGCAAGAGGAAGUACUGAACGCUGAGGAGGAGGAGGAGUACGAAGAGGAGGGAGAGGACGACUACGAAGACUCGGUCAAAAAAGUGACAUGCUUCAAAGAGGUGACGAUGGAUUCCAGCCGGCGGCCGGACGUGGCCAAUCAACCGCCACGCGAGGUGGCCGUCUUAUUGGGCGAGACGCCGAGCCCCGCCUCCAGCGUGAUCAGCAUCCACAGUGAGCCAACCGACGACGAGGACGACCGGCAGUGUCUUCUGAGAGAAUGUAAAGAGGCGUGUGCGUGUGAGGCAUGCAGGAACACCAGUGUGUCCAUGGAGAGAGUUUGUUCCUUCAGUAGCCCCGACAGCAGCCUCAGUACAGACUCCUCCGUCUCCAACUCCCCCCAGUCCAGCCCCUCCAUCUCGCCCUGCAAGAGGCCCAACAGCGUCUCCGAGGACGACGGGCACGGCAGCGGCUGUGAGACGGUGGAGGGCUCCCCCACCUCGCCCCCCGGCAACGUCCCCUACUGCUACCUCGGCAACGGUAACCGCAACAACCGCCCACCUCUGGCCGCCGCCGCCGCCGUGGCGGCGGCGGGGCUGGGCGCCGCCGUGGUCGCCCAGGGGCGCAGCGGCCCCAGGACCAUGGUGGUCCCACCGAUGAGAGUGCAGAACAACAACUACAGCGCGGCGACCGAGGGCCGCAGCCACAGGACGGCCUCCGAGUCCUGGUCCCGCUCCAGAGGACGCUGCGGCCUCUCCGGUCCGGCCCUGCUGCCCUCCGCCCCCCUGCUGCCCCGGGGCCAGAGGGGGUCCGCCCUGCAGCAGCCCCUGGGCUUCACACAGGUGCCCUCCUACGGCUCCAGCCACAGCAGCAAGGAGUGGAACGGCAACUACGUCCCCCUGCGGCCGCACGCCUUCAUCCCCCCUACCGUUCAAACGCACACCUUCACCCACCUGCCGCACGGCAGCCCCACGCACACUUCCACCACCCCGCGCGGGCACACCCAGUGUCUGCCCGCGCACGCCCUGCUGGCGUACCCUCCUACCGGCCCCCUGCACGCCACGCACCCCCACCCCCACCACCUCCCCUCGCACCACCUCCCCUCGCACCCCCCGCCGCUCCUCCAGCCUGGCUACGGCCUGUCUCACCCCCAGGGGGGCACCAUCGUGCACCAGGUCACCCUCGGCAUCGGCCCCCACCGGCUCCUCCCCUCGCCGACCGUGCUGCCCCAUCAUGGCCCUGGCUACCCUCACCCUCACCCUCACCCCCACCACCAGUUCCCCCCUCACUUCACCAGCAUGGCCCCGCCCUCUCUCCCCUACAUGGCCUCCCCUGCCGCCUUCAGCGGCUUCCCCCUGAGCCCCACCAAGCUCGGCCACCACCACCACCACCACCAGUUCUCGUUCAUCUGAGGGCCCGUCAGGGCCGCCGGGGCCCGCCGCCACCGCCGCUCUGCCUCGGCACGGACGCGGCCCCCGGGAGGCGGGAGGCGGCCGCGACCUGGCCAGGUAGAUUCACCAGCAGAGCACGGAACGGCUACGCCUGACUGCUGACCACCACGACGACAGUGCUGCCGCAUGACACGGGGGGGCGAUGGGGUCUGAUAUUAAUGGACACUUUAGGUUAAGCAUUGGCCUCGUAUCCUCGUGUGAGGUGGCGUUACGUCGUCCGGAGGGAAAUGGACUCUGGGCGACUUCCGAUGACUUUGCGGUGUGUGUGUGUGUGUGUGUGUGUGCUUUGUGGGAAAGUGUCUGGAGUUUAUGUGAGAUUUCGGUUAAUCACACAACGUGAAUCCAGUAUUGUUCUGAAUAACAAGCCGUUUAUUGUUGUUGUCAGGCACCUUUUGGUAAGCCUAAGCCUUUUACCCGUCUCUGUGAUAGGAGUGCCCAGAGCUCUUUAAGCCACGUUCACACCAAAAGCCACGCAAAUAAUCUACUCGGGCCAACCGCAGACUUUUGUCACGCGAGUUGUUUAGCGUCAAGUGAAAUUUGUGUCAAAUUUCAAAUAUUUCUACUCGAGCAAACGCGCGAUCGAGGCAAAUUUGCGUCGUUCGCACGAGCAGAAUCACACAAGCCGUGUUGUUUGCAAUGACUCUGCAUGUAUUCGCGGCGUUGGCUUUUGGUGCGAGCGUGCGGUAAUGCGUGUUCACCAUGGAGGAAUCGGACCUCCCACUCUAUCCACUCCCCCCUGAUAUCCUAAAGCCCCCCUCCCUCACCUCCCCCCCUCACACCUUUCAGUGCCUUAAGAGUGGAGUCUGACAAAAACUUCAGGAGUUUCUAGAUUUUAAUGUUAAUGGGCUUGCAGCAGCACUUGAAGCUUUACUUCUUGUUUAAUAGGAUGAACCUAGUGGAUAGACACAAGCUUUGGCUUGUGCUUCUUUAUUUUCCCGUUUGGUGUAAAGACUGAGUUUGUAUUGAGACUAUAAAUGAUAUAUAGGCUUUUGAUCGACUAAGCUUUUUAUGUAUGUACUGAAUGACUUCAUAUUUUGAUAAUCCAUUUCUAUACACUAGUGCUUAACAACAGUAUUGUCACUGUUAACUGUAACUGCAAUACAAUCUAGAAAGCAUUUGGGUUGCUGUGUGUUACUAUAGUAAAGGCUGUAUUUCAAUUAAUCCAUAGUAUAUUUUAAAAUACAUUGUCAGGAGCGCUAAAGAAAACUGCUGAAGUUUGGGCUAAGGACAAACCAAUUGAUUAUUUUGUGUUGUAGUUUAAAAAAAUGUUUCAGUGUUUUUUAAUAACCAAUCAACGUACAGUAUCCUUGCUGGGCUAUUGGAGUGUUUUCUGUGUAUUUUAUUGGAUAUUUUUCAUUGAGUUAAUAAUCCUUUUUUUGUCUCGUUACUUUUUUGCAUACAUUCCGUCAUGGUAUGGCAUUGCCUUGCUUGUGUAUGGUUUGAGUUUUUCCCCAUUUCACCCACACCUGUGUAAUGUGUGUGUGUGUGGUAAGGGGUAUGCCUUCUUUAAUGGACAGUACCUUGCCUGAACGGACUGGCAUUCUACUCGUCUCUGCACCAAAGACUGUUCACUUAAAUGGACACUCUUUGUGGUCCAUGUCCCCCCCCCCCCCCCCCAGUAAACGUAGAUGGUAUCAUUGGUUAAACUAUCAUCGUUGUAUAGUGUAGUAUGUGGAAUGUAUAGGUAAUGAGCUGCUAUGUAUCGACUGGCUUUCACUUCCCAUAGCUGUGAGUUAGAGGACUUAACAUUACCCCUCUCCCCCCCGCCGCCCCCACUGCUUUCUUCACAUUCGUGUUGUUUUGAUAAAUGGAUACCAUAGAACUGGGUGAAGUGUGAUCCCAGAGCAUAUUGAAUCAUAUUCAUACAUGCAAGUGCCUCUGUAUAAUGGCUUUUUGUUUUUGAAGUGAUUUUGUUGAACUGCUGUAAUCGUAGAUUGGAGGUUUCUAGCUUAGUUUAUAUUCUCUUUAUUUACUUUGGUUGAACUUGUGGGGUUUUGUGUGUGCAUCGUAUAGCAUCAGUAUUUUCCUCAUCAAAAUAAUGUUUGGUUACGGUAAUUGUGUUGUACUUAAGGUUUUAUUCUGUCUGAAGACAUAGCUUUUUUUUUUUUGUAUUUUUGUUCUUGUUGUUGAGCUGUAUUUACAACAGUUUUGUACCGUACAUCUAGUGCCUUCUUCCACCCACUGGUUCCCGAUCUGCGUCUUUGCAUCCAUUUGAAAGAAACGGUGCUUUGGGGACCGGCGGGGUGUGUUCUCUCUCUCUGGGUUUGACCCGUGUUAUUAAUCCCAUUAUUCACCACUCAACCCAAAGUCCUUUUUUCUCUUGUUUUGCGAACCAAGACGUUCCAAAACAAGUGGCGCGUCUUCUACAUAAUCCUAAGAAAGUAUAAGUCAGGGAAAGUUUGUUCCAGCGCCAGAACCACACCAAUGACGCCAUGCAGUACUAAACUCACAGGACCUAUCUUUAUUAUACACACAGAUGCAAAGCUUUACUCACAUGCUGUGAAUGUAUUGUGUUGGGACUGUUAGUUAUUGUAGACGUGACGUAGCCUAGUUUGAUGUCUCUGUGGCGGCCACAUUGCUCUCGGAGGGCUCCUCCUGAAUCUCUAGUGUUUUGUGUACGCCGCUGUCUGCCAUUGCUCGGGGUUUAUCUUGUGUUUUCUGUUUUGCGGCAGGCUUUAGUGAUUGAAGUUGGGCUUUCUUUAAAUAACGUGCGUGUUUUGAGUGGCUUUAGUCAAGGUGUGUGCUUGUCGAGGAUGCAACUGCUGUCUGUCGAUCCCCGAAGUAGGAGAACGGAUUGGUCCGCUGCACUGCAGGGAGCGUGUGCACGUCAAUAUCAACGACUAGAUCGUAGUCUGAUGUUGGACUGGAUGGAGGGGCAGUGGCUCCGGCGUGUUCCCUCUGUAGUCGAUCGACCCAACUGGGGAGCAGGUUCUGUUAGCGGCACUUGUUUUGACGUAUGCCCGUCUAGUGUUGGAUUUUAGUUUGUUAUGGUGUUCUUUUUUUUUUAGUUUAGUAUCGUUGUACCAACCAGCACAUCGGAGACGUGCACGGCCACACCAAUGCGGGGGUCGUGAUGCACGGCUCUGUAAUCCCCCCCCCCCCCACCUCUUUGGACUGAUUGCUCAGGAUCACUCCGGAAACGACCCUCCCCCCUACCGCCCCCUCGGCCUCUCGCUGAGAGUUGAAUCAUCAUCACUGUCGGGUCAGAUUGCCCCUAAAUGGAUCAUGGAGCUAAAUCCAAGCACAGCACAUUGUGUCCCGUAGCUUCACACUUUGCAGAACCACAGCGUCGGACAGUUCCGGUGUGUGGGUACACAGAUACAGUCGAGUUGAUUGAGUGCCUUUUUUUUAAAAGAAAAUUAAAAUAUUAAAGAAAUCGACAAAAUGGGCAAUAUCUUCAUCUCCCUGAUUCAUGGGAUAUCCGUUCUAGCAUAUGGCAAAACCAAAAGAGCCAGUGGGCUAAAUGGGAUUGAAGUCAUUUGAAAACAAGAGAUUAGGUUAGAGUUGGCUUUAUUUAACAGUGACAGGAUCCAAAAUAGUCUGCAGGCUUGCUGUUUCUGGGUUCUAUGCUUUUACUAAUGAUGUUUCAUUGGGCACUGGGCAAUUGUAUGUUAUUUGAUCCUUAUGACACUCAAGUAGAAGUUUGUAAUUAAUGGGUUAAAGUUUUGUAUACUCAAUUCAUAAGUAUGUAGAUGUGAUUUCUUAAUUUAAUUUUGAACUGUUACUGCUUACAAAUGUGUGUGUGUGUGCGUGUGUGUGUAUAGAUUGUGUGGCUUUUAUGAUUUUACCGUUUUGAUUUUAAUUUUUAAUUUUAAUGCUACACUAGUUUGACAUGUAGCAACUGCACUGUGCAAUAUACAACAUGACUGGGAAAAUAAUUGUUUGGAUGUAUUUGUGUGUUACUAGUGUUUGGUCGUUUUCUUCUCUCCACCUGACCCUCUCGUUCUCUAGUGAGUUUCAGCGUGACCUGGCCUUAUGUACUUUGUCACAACAAGCGGGUCCUUCUGAGUGACUCUUAAGGGUGAUUGUCAAAAAAAUGAGUAUAUGGUGUAUGAUGUCGAGAUUCACUUUGAAUAAAAAAAAACAUAUUUUGCUUCA